This is a messenger RNA of Hypomesus transpacificus, 2988 nucleotides long. RefSeq names its product sulfite oxidase (gene suox). NCBI's taxonomy places the organism in Eukaryota, Metazoa, Chordata, Actinopteri, Osmeriformes, Osmeridae. The record is from RefSeq and is a predicted model, not a curated record. Gene Ontology annotation, cellular component: mitochondrion. Gene Ontology annotation, molecular function: oxidoreductase activity; heme binding; molybdenum ion binding. The transcript is spliced from 5 exons. The coding region runs from base 213 to 1997 and encodes 594 amino acids.
GAUUGGCCAGUCGAGGAGGAGUUGAAGAAGUAACCCAUUGCGCAGAACAUUUUUAUGGCAGUAAAACGUUUGGUUAUAGUGUCACUAUGUGGAGUUCAGAAUUUUCGAAUUGAUCUUUUUUGCCUUCUAACUGUCGUUGAAUUCAUUUGUCAGUAGCUGAAAGUCUAAUAGUAGGAUAAUAUGUUUGAAACUCUGCGAAGACCAUCAAUGCAAUGCUGCUUUUCAGACAGUGCCAUAGCCUUACCAGGGUUGGUCUUCGCAAGACUCAAAGGUGUCAUAUCGAUUCCUCUAGGUUGCAACGACCACUGGAGGCAGUCCCUUCAGUGUUGGCAUGUGCAGGCAGCCUUUCUUCCCGAUGGGGCAGCAGCUAUGGUGGGCAGGAGUCAGGGGAGCAGUCCCAGCGUGCACAUGGCCCCAAUUGGAGACAUGCCUUAGCAGGACUGGUAGCAGGGACAGGAGCCGUACUGGCAUAUGGACUCAACCACAACCAGGCUGAGCGUGCAGCUACUUCUACAAAGAUGCAGCUGAUGAACCAAGAUUCAUCCCAGCCCAUUUACUCCCAGGACGAGGUCACCAAGCACCGUUCCUUGGAGGAUGGUAUUUGGGUUACCUACAAGGGCAAUGUUUAUGAUAUCACUGAGUUUGUGUCUAUGCACCCUGGUGGGGACAAGAUUAUGCUGGCUGCAGGUGGAGAUUUAGAGCCCUUCUGGGCGUUGUAUGCCGUACACAGCCAGGACCACGUGUUGGAGAUUCUUUCAGAGUAUAAGGUGGGUGAGCUGAGUGCAAUGGACCGGCAGCAGCAGCAGAGCGUGGUCUCCUCAGACCCUUACUCCAGCGACCCUGCCCGCCAUCCCGUCCUGCGCAUUAACAGCCUCAAGCCCUUUAAUGCUGAGCCUCCUCCUGAGAUCCUCUCUGACAGCUACAUCACCCCUUCUGCCAUCUUCUUUAAGCGAAACCACCUCCCUGUGCCACGCGUGGACCCAGCCUCCUACCGACUUCAAGUAGAAGGGCUGCCUGGAGGGGUACUGAGUCUCUCUCUGGAGGAGCUGAAGACACGCUUUCCUAAGCACUCUGUCACUGCCACGCUGCAGUGUGCAGGCAAUCGCCGCUCUGAGAUGAACAAGGUCAAGCAGGUGAAAGGGCUGAACUGGGGCAUUGCUGCCAUCAGUAAUGCUACGUGGAGUGGCGCAAAGCUAAAGGAUGUGUUACAGGCUGCUGGCUAUGUAUCUGAAGUAACCAGCUGGGCUUGUCAUGUGCAGUUUGAGGGGUUGGACAGCGAUGUGACAGGCACCACCUACGGAGCAUCCAUCCCACUGAACAAGGCAAUGAGUGAGGAAGGUGACGUGCUACUGGCCUAUGAGAUGAAUGGGGAGGAUCUCCCUGCUGACCAUGGCUACCCUGUCAGAGUUGUGGUGCCAGGCACGGUGGGUGCUCGCAAUGUUAAAUGGCUGGGCAAGAUUGUGGUGAGUCCGGAUGAGAGCAGCAGCCACUGGCAGCAGAAUGACUACAAGGGUUUCUCCCCAGGCACAGACUGGGACACAGUGGACUUUAAGUCAGCCCCAGCCAUUCAGGAACUUCCUAUCCAGUCGGCCAUAACCCAACCGGCAGAGGGCACAGUGGUGGACCGUAGUGCCGAAGAGGUGACUGUGAAGGGCUAUGCCUGGAGCGGAGGUGGCCGGGAGGUGGUACGGGUGGAUGUGUCUCUGGACGGGGGAAAGACGUGGCAGGUGGCCCAACUGAGGACCAAUGACAAGGGAAAGGCCCCAGCUCCCUCACCUCCUCCAGGCCAAGCUUGGGCAUGGAAGCUGUGGGAGCUAACGGCCCCCCUUCCCCCUGAUGCCCAGGAACUGGAGAUUGUAUGCAAGGCAGUGGACAACAGCUACAACAUGCAGCCAGACUCUGUGGCACCCAUCUGGAACCUGAGGGGUGUGCUGAGUAAUGCCUGGCACAGAAUUAAGAUUAGUAUCAGAGAUGAUUAUGAGGAAGAUGACAUGUAGAGAUUCCAGUCUGGGUUGUGACUGGUUUAAGUCCUUGUGUCCCUGUGGGCUGCCUGAUGAUUGUGACAGCUUGACAGAACCCACUGCUUUUUCUACAUGCAGGUGGAAAAAUAAUAGUGGGAUUUUCUUUGAGCAAGACAUGAACUGUUAAGGUGCCUUAUCUAAUGGCCAGGUCGCAGUUGUAAAUGAGAACUUGUUCUCAACUAGCCUACCUGGCCAAAUAAAGGUGAAAUAAAAUAAAUAAAUAAAAUAAUGAUUUUAGUUAUUAGUUUUAAUUUAAUUAAAUUAGUUACUUUAGUUAAAUACAUUGUAUUACCCCGCCCAUAUAUACCUUGACUUAAUAGCUUGUCCACCAUGCGAUUAGGUUUUAUUCAGAUUUGAUUUUAACUGUUGUAAAUAAGCCAAUAUCUGGCAGAUAAUUAAACAAAGGAAAUAUGUGGAGACCCUAUUUAACUCAGAAACAAAGAAAUUUAUAAAUUGUUGCUUGAAACUUACACGGAAUACAAUGUAUACUGUAUACACAAAGGACAAGAUAAGAGGGAGAAAUGUGUUGGUGUCAACAGUUUUUUUUUUUGAAGACCAAGCUAAGGUUUGCCAUCGAUUUACUCAAGGGAUGUUGAAGUUUAGGCUUUGAUGUCACAAAUGCAUAUAAUUUAUUUUAAUUUGAUGUGGCAGUAUCGUCCACAUAAUCCUGAGAAUAUUUAAAAAAUGUAUAUAUAGACAUAAUAAGAAAAAUUUGAGGACCAAAAAUAUUUGGUUCAGAUCAUAUCUGUUUUAAGAUGUAAUAAUCUGAAGCAUUUUGCAUUGAUGAUUUCAAUGUAUAGCAUUCAGAUACAAUCUUGUUUACGGUAUUCAAUAGCAAAAAGAUAUUUCAAGAGCUAUAUUUUAAAUAACUAAAUAAUUAUUUUCACACUGUACUAAAUUAACCAGUGAAACAGCUUUUUAUGUGAAUGUAUAUUCACGUAUAUUGAAUAAACAUUUUCUCCAGUUU